AUGGACGUUCAGACAACGCCUGCUUUGCACCCGCUAUUCCAUAUUCCUGUUGAACUGUUGACCGAAAUUGUCAUCUUCGCACAGCUCAUCUGGUACAAUGCAGCUAUAUCCUCUCAUCACGACACUCCCGGCGGUCUCGAGCGCAUGCAAGGCACCACCCUUCAAACCCCUGUGCGGCGCGCCUCACCGUGCUGCGAACUCGUCCCCCGCAAGAAGCUCCCACACUGCUGUCAAGACAAUCCCGUCCAAGUCGAACGGUCCCCAGCGCAUUGUCUUAUCCAGACCAACCAAUUUUUUCGCAAGCUUAUCACCGAGAGCCUCCCUUGGCUCUGGAACCACGACAACGCUCUUUUUAAGGAAAUCGCCAAGUACUCGGGUUCCACGCGCCUUCCCAGGAGCAGCAAUCCAGAGGACGGCUACGUGAAACUAUACGGGGCGAACAACUUGAUCGCAUCGCACGCUUGUACUUGUCUACUUCGGGCCAUUCACCCGUUUUAUGAGACGCUUCGAGUCGUCAAGGUCUCGAUGCCCUGGGACGCUCCCAGCAUUCCAGAUACUCGAGGGGACGUAUUCUUUUCCAAUGACCUCACCAUUGUACCGAGUCCUCUGCAACACUUCGACCUCGAGCUAUUUGACAGCCCUCGCGCGCCUGUGGGAAUUACUGUUCGUUCUAUAGAGCGUGAAAAUCUAUUGACAUUUUGUGGCAUCAACAUUGCCUUCUGCUUCUCUUCAAAAGAGCUGAACUCGUUCUACAUGUCUUUCCCUCUCUCUCGCCGAGCGCGCUUCGGGGCUAGUUUUACGAACGGUCUCCUCAUGUGCGCCGGGAAGCUCGAGUACUUAACACUCGAGGCCGGGUCGGGCGAGGCCCUGGGAGCGCACACCUUAUCUUUCCCGAAUUUACGCUUCUUACGCCUGGUCCUGCCGCUCGAGUCUUGCGCGCGUAUGCUCAGCCGCAUGAGGUUGCCAGCGCAAUUGGACAUGCAUCUCGAACCUGUUGUUCAAUGGCGAUCGCAGGCGGCUCGUCGGGUUAGACGGCUCAAACAAUCGGCUCAUAACUGCGAAGCCCCUCUCGCCGAAUUAGACAACUACGCAGACCGACUCACCGGAAAUAAUUUUCCAUGCGCAUUGUGGCGUUUUGCCUGCGCAUUGGCAGCGCCGGACCAGACACGCGGCAUUUUCCAAGACACGGCUACCUUCCACAUCCGACCCGAGAAUCUAUGGCACACGUUUCAAGCCGUGUCUUUCGAGAUCCGGCAGGAUCCCUCUAUGCAUGCAUUUGAACGCGAACCAUUGCGUUUUCCGGAGCUGGUCGGCGUCGUGCUCGCGCAUAACGUGGAGGACAUUCGUCUGUUGCAGGCGGAGCCUGGCUGGGAUUGGCGGCAUUCCCUUGAGCCGGGCGAAAAGGAUAAUGCGCGUCGCUCGCUCAUUGUCAGGGACGGCCAAUAUUCGGCCACAUCACGCAACGCUUUGUAUCGCUCGAGAUAUGUUAAGCCUCUGUACGACGUCAUUGCCUACGUGACGACUGUCGUACUUAAAGGGAGACCCGGCACGCCAUUCGCAGGCAAGCAAGAUAUUGCCUCCCUGGUCAUUUCGGAAGCAUCCUUUGUGCCGAACUUCUCCUUGGGGUGGCGUCAUAUGCUAGCGGCCUGUGACGAAAUCGAGCAACUGGUCAUACGCCGGAUCUACUUCUCCACGCAACAGCAAGAGCAACCCGCUGUUCCGAAAGGACACAUAGUAUCGUCACAAUUGAACGCCCUGGCACUGUAUCUUAACGAUGUACCAGGGCCUGGGCAAGUCCCGUGUUCUCGCUUACGAAUCAUUCGCGUCGUGUGCCGUGCCACUUCGGGCAGGUAUACCGCCCUGGAGAGUCGAUGGGGCCAUCUAUUCAAUACGGGUCGCCGUAUCGAUGCGGGAGCUGAAAGAAUCCACUUAAUCAUUGCUUCCAUGUAA
This is a messenger RNA of Peniophora sp. CBMAI 1063, 1950 nucleotides long. NCBI's taxonomy places the organism in Eukaryota, Fungi, Basidiomycota, Agaricomycetes, Russulales, Peniophoraceae. The record is from the annotation of a GenBank genome assembly.